CCCCGUCAUCGCCGCAACACGGCGGAAAAGCAAACCGAUCGCCGAACGAGCCCGUCUCACGUCGCGCGCUUCUUGCACCGGUCCGCCACCAGAAAAGCGCAUUUUUCCCGGGAAAUAUCGGGCGCACCGCGGUGAAAACUCCGCCAAAGUGUUGCGAAACGUUGUGCGAACAACGUCCCGUGAAAUUCAGACUUCGAAACAGCCGGAAAAAGGUUCGAAAAGGGUUUCGCACACGGCGAGGCGUUCUGCGCUUCUUUUGAGCUGGCCGUCGUUCGUCGCAGCAUAGUGAUCGCGCGUCAAAAGUUACGGAAACCGCCCGAAACUUAAUAAAUUCAAGGAAUUGACACGAUAGUCUCAAGCCUAAACCCAUCUCAAGUCAUAACGACCAUGAGUUCGCCAUCGACGCGCAACAGGGAACGCAUCCUCGAAGCCAUAGACCAGCUGAGGAAUCGCAAAGCCAGACCCGAUUUCCAGCGCAUUUGCGGAUACUUGUUUCGCCGUUUUCACAUCAACUCCGGCGAUGCCAAGGCGGAUCUCGAAUGGUGCGUGGCCAACAACAUCGUGCUGAAAGUCGAGUACAAAGGCAGCAUCAGCUAUCGAAAUGCGGCUAAGAAAUGGGCCCAAGUGCGUCAUCGGGAGGCCCUACAGGGAGCUGCCGCGGCUCACAGCUCUCUACCCGUGGGGAAAAUGGCUUCGGUCAGCAAAAACUUCAUGGAUCUUCUCACUAACGUUAUCGGGGAGAUUAUUGUACAGGAGCCGGAUUAUUUAGAGCUUGGAGUCCCUCCCAGAGAGAUAGUUGACAGUAUUCUCAGCAAAGACAGCGUGAGAUACACGCGAAACUAUGUCGCAAUCCUCCUGGUCAAAGAGGUUGAAAGGGGCAACUUAAUUAAGCUGUCAAACGGGCAUUUCCUCUUAGGGCCCUGUGCCGACGAUAAACGGACAUGGCUGAGCCCGACAGAGCCGAAACUUCAACACCAAACUAGUCAGCACGCGCUGGUUCAAACCGACGAACCCUCUCCUGAAGUGAGAGUACAGAGUGCCACCACCAUUUCAACUCCUUCAAGUAGCGCAACAACAACACCAACGGCUUUGAAACCGAAAAAACGGAUGAUAGCAAAAGUGCAACAGGCUGCAGCGGAAAAGAGAAGGGAACAACCCUAUGAGGGGCGAAGGGUUGAUCACGCCAGUGUGAGAUUAGGAGGAAGGCGCAAGAAAGCCAAAAAAGUAUUUGACCCCUCCGACACACACAUUCCAAGGAAAAGAGGGCGACCUGCUGGUUCACUAAACCGAACUACCAUCGAGAAGAACAACAUCAAGAAAGACGAAGACUCAAGGCCUGACUCUAGGACGUCUACAGGAAGCAGAGACCAUGGAGGGGUAUGCUCAGUGUGUCACACUCAGAGCAAAAGGGGUCCUAGUGAUCGGAUGGUGGCAUGCAGGGAAUGUAGUAACAAAGCUCAUUAUAGUUGUUUAAACGGGGAUGAUAUGAUGCUCAAGAUGUAUCCGGACAAUACCUGGCAGUGUCCGCAUUGUAAGACUUGUGUUGUGUGCUAUGAAACAUCUGAUGCGGGAAAUCUUAUUGUUUGCAACGUCUGUGCUGACGGAUACCACGCCACCUGUCAUCAACCUCGAAUACUCGAAAAAAUUAAGAAUGGUCAGCGUUGGCUCUGUUCCAACUGUCAAGUUUCCGACGACAUUAAGCUCAACGACAUCCAGUCGAACAUUGGUGACAGUAUCAGUCAUAAGAUCAGCAUAAAUGACAGCGAACACGAUAAAUACAUGUCUCAGUCGAAUUCCGUUUCUGGGAGAUCGUCCCCCUAUGAUUCGCCACCCAAUAGCCCUACGCCGCCUAGAUUGAGUCCCCAAAACAACCCGAGACACGAUAUUUCAGAUAGAGACGCUCAUUCCGAUUCGAACAGUAUAAAAUCUGAGGAAGAUCUACACAUCGAUCCUUCUAUACCCGAUGCCACACACUGGACCCCUGACGAAGUGUAUCAGUACUUUGCGCAGUACUUUCCUGAGGAGGCCAAGGUCUUUAAAGAACAGGAAAUUGACGGUCGCUCUCUGCUACUUUUGAAGAGGAUGGACGUUUUGACGAGUCUGAACCUGAAACUUGGACCGGCUUUGAAAAUCUACAGACACGUGACGAUGCUUCAAGUGAGAAGAGAUGACAGAAGCUUAUAUUGGCUUUAAAUGCACCCUAAAUACCAUAUAUUUUGUAUAGUCAACUAUCCAACGGAGAAUAUAUGACAUUAAUGACAGUUAUCUGUCAUUUUUGGAUGCCAUCUGGCGAAAUAAUAUAUCCUAUGGUCGUUAUUUAUGUUAUUACCAGCUUGAUUGGUUGAUUUCUCAUCUCAUUUGUUACGUCACGAGGAUGGCGGGAAUCUGUAUAUUUGAAAAAAAAUAGAUAUUGACGUUAUUAAGAGCAUAUUAAAGACUUUUUAAAUAAUAUUUCAUAUAUUAAGAUCUACUAACGCCACUGUUAGUAUUUAUAAACUAUUUUUGUUUUGAAAUCUGCCUAUUUAGACUGUAAUUUCGGCAACCCUGUAAAUCUAACAGACAUUUUCGAAUAUUAACUGUUUUUAUAUUCGAAUUUGUGUUAUAAACGGUAGGUGCGUCUUAUUUUUUGUAUUAUUAACUUAUUUAAGAGAUAUAUUUAGAAUAAUUAAUUUUUAUUGUUAGCUAUUUUAUUAAAUAUUUAUUUGAAAUUAAA
Molecule: messenger RNA, 2713 nt
Organism: Sitophilus oryzae (rice weevil)
Lineage: Eukaryota; Metazoa; Arthropoda; Insecta; Coleoptera; Curculionidae
Gene: Lint-O
Exons: 7
Coding region: 388-2193 (601 amino acids)
Molecular function (GO): DNA binding; protein binding
Source: RefSeq, a predicted model, not a curated record